UCAGUCAGUCAUGACUUUAUUCGCUCCACAGCAGGAUUUACUCCGCGCUCCGCCAGCAACUCCUGCAAAAUGACACUUGGAGAAGUUUAACAUGGACAACAGCACCGCGACGCGCAGGAUGGAGCCCACCAUCCCGGCCAUCAUGUUCAUCUUCGGAGUCAUCAGCAACCUGAUCGCCAUCGUGGUGCUCUGCAAGUCCAGAAGGGAGCAGAAGGAGACCACCUUCUACACUCUGGUCUGCGGUCUGGCGGUCACGGAUCUCCUGGGAACCGUCCUCGCCAGUCCAGUGACCAUCGCCACUUAUGUAAAGGGCGCAUGGCCAGAUGGAGACCCCCUGUGCCAGUACUUCGGAUUCGUUCUGCUCUUCUUCUCCCUCGCUGGACUGAGCAUCAUCUGCGCCAUGUCCAUCGAGAGAUACAUCGCCAUCAAUCACGCGUAUUUCUACAACGACUACGUGGAUAAGAAGCUCGCGGGAGUCACGCUGCUCGCCAUUUACGCAUCCAACAUACUGUUCUGCGCGCUUCCGAGCGCUGGUUUUGGAGAGGUCAAGAUGCAAUACCCUCAAACCUGGUGCUUCAUCGACUGGCGGACCAACGUGAGCACGCACGCCGCGUUUUCGUUCAUGUACGCGGGAUGCAGCUCGCUGCUGAUCCUGGUGACGGUGGUCUGUAACGUGCUGGUGUGCGCCGCGCUCAUCCGGAUGCACCGGAGGUUCGUCAGGCGCACGUCGCUCGGUACUGACCCAGGCAGAGCGUCUGAUCCCGGCAGGAGCCGCAGCUUUAGCCGCCUGGCUGGCGCGGAGAUCCAGAUGGUCAUUCUGCUCAUCGCCACCUCCGCCGUCGUGCUUAUUUGCUCCAUUCCGCUCGUUGUCCAGGUGUUUCUCAACCAACUUUACAAGACGCCGGUGGAGAAACGGCUGGAAAAAAAUCCAGAUCUGUUGGCGAUCCGAUUUGCCUCGACAAACCCCAUUCUAGAUCCCUGGAUCUACAUCCUGCUGCGUAAAGCGGUUCUCUCCAAGGUGAUCGAGAACAUCAAGUGUCUUUUCUGUAGGAGUGACUCUCAGAGAACGCAGGGACAGAACAGCUUCCACUGCGUGGAUGGAGCGCAGGUGUCCUCCAUCAUCUCCAGAGACUCUCCGUCUGCCGUGUCUCGAGAGCUGAAGGAGGUGACCGAUACCUCGCAGACGUUUCUCUAUCCACCUGAGAGCUGCCUGGACACCUGUCAAUCAAGCCAGUGUGGGCGGAGCUUAUCUGACGCUUCUUCCGAAUCCUCCAAUCGGAACAGUUUAGACAGUUCGUCAAAAGAUCAAACCUUACAAGUGACUAUAACCAAUGAGACAUUUCAAGAGAAGAGCAUUUAACUCCUUCUGAUGUGUUUGUAUUUGUGUUCACAUCAUGUAAGGACGCUUCUAAGGACCAUUAAAACAUGGAGAUUUUCUCUGAUCUGCCUUCUGCACUUUAAGCGAGUGUUGAUUUCAGAUCAGUGGAGUUGAAUGUAAAUGUCAUAAAAGGAAUAGUUUACCCAAAAAUGAAAACGUGCUGAAAAUGCGCUCUGCAUCAGUGUCUCAGUAAUGGAUGCUCUGCAGUGAAUGGGUGCCGUCAGAAUGAGAGUCUUAAAAAUGCUGGAUGUGUCUCAGCUUUUGUCUUCUCCAGAUGUUAACUGAUGGACUGGAGUGCUGUGGAUUAUUGUGAUGUUUUUAUCAGACUCUCAUUCUGACGGCACCCAUUCACUGCAGAGCAUCCAUCGCUGAGACACUGAUGCAGAGACACAUUUCUACAAACCUGAUGAAGAAACACACUCAUCCUGAUCUCGGAUGAUCCUGAGGGUGAACGCAUGUUCAGCACAUUUUCCAAAUUUUUGGGGGUGAACUAUUCCUUUAAAUAAGAUUAUUUAUUUGAGUGAGUUUUUCAGCCAUAAAGUCUUCAAGGAUUGUUUCGAUCAGUUUGGUUGUAAGUCAAAUACAUCUCUAUCUGCCGGCGUACUGUACACAUGUGUGUUUGUUUUUCCAGAAGAGUUCAAAUCAGUCUAAUCAAGAUCAACAAAAACAAGCCCUGCAGGAAAUAACCUAGUGGAGAUGUUUGCAUAAAAAAACCUUUCCAGUUUCUGUGUGUCCUGCUUCCCAAACAGCAGAUAAAUAAAUACUCGAUGCAGUUUGGCUCUCGUGCACUGCAAAAAAAAAAAGAUUUUCUUACUUGGUAUUUU
Molecule: messenger RNA, 2202 nt
Organism: Onychostoma macrolepis
Lineage: Eukaryota; Metazoa; Chordata; Actinopteri; Cypriniformes; Cyprinidae
Gene: ptger4a
Product: prostaglandin E receptor 4 (subtype EP4) a
Exons: 2
Coding region: 92-1360 (422 amino acids)
Biological process (GO): negative regulation of inflammatory response; positive regulation of cytosolic calcium ion concentration; cellular response to prostaglandin E stimulus
Cellular component (GO): plasma membrane
Molecular function (GO): prostaglandin E receptor activity
Source: RefSeq, a predicted model, not a curated record